Arabidopsis arenosa is the source of this 1016-nucleotide messenger RNA. The record is from the annotation of a GenBank genome assembly. NCBI's taxonomy places the organism in Eukaryota, Viridiplantae, Streptophyta, Magnoliopsida, Brassicales, Brassicaceae.
ACAAUAUCAAUAACCAAAAUAUGAUUAAUCUCCCUUACGUUUCUGGUCCAUCUACUUAUAAUGCAAACAUGAUCUCAUCAUCACAAGCCGGUUUUGAUCUACCCUCGAAGAACUUGAGUCCUCAAGGAGCGUUCGAGUUGGGUUUCGAGCUUUCUCCAUCUUCGUCCGACUUUUUUAAUCCUUCCAUCGAUCAAGAGAACGGUUUGUAUAAUGCUUAUAAUUAUAAUAGUAGUAAUAAGAGUCAUGAAGUUGUCGGUGGUGGUUGUGCAACCAUUAAGAGUGAAGUUAGGGUUUCGCCAUCUCCUUCUUCAAGUGAGGCCGAUCAUCACCCCGGCGAUGAUUCCGGCAAGAUCCGGAAGGAAAGAGAAGUUGGCGAUGGAGGAGACGAUGAUCAACGUUCUCAGAAAGUAGUUAAAACAAAGAAGAAAGAGGAGAAGAAAAAAGAGCCACGAGUCUCGUUUAUGACUAAGACCGAAGUUGAUCAUCUCGAAGACGGCUAUCGUUGGAGAAAGUACGGCCAAAAAGCAGUCAAAAACAGUCCUUAUCCGAGGAGUUACUAUAGAUGCACGACGCAGAAGUGCAACGUGAAGAAGAGAGUGGAGAGAUCUUACCAAGAUCCAACAGUCGUGAUCACAACCUACGAGAGUCAACACAACCAUCCGAUCCCGACCAAUCGCCGCACGACAAUGUUCUCUGGAACCACCGCAUCUGAUUAUAACCCAUCGUCAUCUCCAAUAUUUUCCGAUCUCAUCAUCAAUACUCCAAGAAGCUUCUCAAAUGAUGAACUCUUCCGUGUGCCAUACGCUAGUAUAAAUGUGAACCCUAAUUACCAUCAACAGCAACAUGGAUUCCAUCAACAGGAGAGUGAGUUCGAGCUCUUGAAGGAGAUGUUUCCUUCGGUUUUCUUCAAGCAAGAGCCUUGAUGAUAUACUAUAAUACUGAAACAAUUUUUCUUUUCUUUUUUUGCUAAGAAAUAUAGAAACAACUUGGAUGCAUAAUAAGUGAUAGUGUUAUUU